Messenger RNA from Cooperia oncophora, 354 nucleotides. Lineage: Eukaryota; Metazoa; Nematoda; Chromadorea; Rhabditida; Trichostrongylidae. The record is from the annotation of a GenBank genome assembly.
AUGAAUUACUCAUCUUCCAUUCCACCACUUAUUGAGACCAUGGUCUUCAAACGUAUGGUACAAAUUGGUCGCGUUGUUUUCAUCGCAAAAGGGAAAGAUGCCGGCAAAAUCGCCACCAUUGUCGAUGUUGUUGAUGGAAACAGGGUUCUGAUUGAUGGCCCCAGCACUGGAGUUAUUCGUUGCGUCCGAAACCUGAAAGAUCUGCAGCUGACGAAAUUUGUUGUUAAUGUUCGUGUCGGACAAAGAACGAAGAAAGUCAAAGAGGCAUUUGAUAGCGCCAAAAUCAGUGAUCAGUUCAAGCAAACUACUUGGGCUAAAAAGAUCGCGCAGAAAAAAAUCGUAAGUACUUCAUGA